Molecule: messenger RNA, 954 nt
Organism: Phodopus roborovskii (desert hamster)
Lineage: Eukaryota; Metazoa; Chordata; Mammalia; Rodentia; Cricetidae
Product: trace amine-associated receptor 8c
Exons: 1
Coding region: 1-954 (317 amino acids)
Biological process (GO): G protein-coupled receptor signaling pathway
Cellular component (GO): membrane
Molecular function (GO): trace-amine receptor activity
Source: RefSeq, a predicted model, not a curated record
AUGAGCAGCAACUUUUCCCAACCAGCCCUGCAGCUCUGCUAUGAGAACAUGAAUGGACCCUGUAUUAAAACCCCUUACUUUCCAGGGGCCAGGGGCCUCCUGUACAUGGUCUUUGGCUUUGGGGCUGUGCUGGCUGUGUGUGGGAACCUCCUGGUACUGGUUUCUGUCCUCCAUUUCAAGCAGCUGCACUCUCCAGCCAAUUUCCUCAUUGCCUCUCUGGCCAGUGCUGACUUUUUGGUGGGUAUCUCUGUGAUGCCCUUCAGCAUGGUAAGGUCCAUAGAGAGCUGUUGGUACUUUGGAGACAAAUUUUGUAGCCUACACAGUUGCUGUGAUGUGGCAUUUUGUUAUUCCUCUCUCUUCCAUCUGUGCUUCAUCUCCAUCGACAGGUACAUCGCUGUCACUGACCCUCUGGUCUAUCCCACCAAGUUCACUGUGUCUGUGUCAGGAAUUUGCAUCAGCAUCUCCUGGAUUCUGCCCGUGCUGUGCAGUGGUGCUGUGUUCUACACAGGCAUCAGUGCCAAGGGGAUGGAAAGCUUAGCGAGUGCUCUCAACUGUGUAGGAGGCUGCCAAAUUGUUAUCAAUCAAGACUGGGUUUUGGUAAGUUUUAUUUUGUUCUUCAUACCUACGCUUGUUAUGAUCAUUCUCUACAGCAAAAUAUUUUUGAUAGCUAAACAGCAAGCUGCAAAAAUUGAAACGACUAUAAGUGGCAACAAAAGAAAAUCAUCAUUGGAGAGUUACAAAGCCAGAGUGGCCAAGAGAGAAAGGAAGGCUGCAAAAACCUUAGGGGUCGCUGUAGUGGCAUUUAUGAUCUCUUGGUUACCAUACACAAUGGAUGCACUGAGUGAUGCAUUUAUGGGAUUCAUUACUCCUGUCUGCAUCUAUGAAAUUUGUUGUUGGAGUGGAUAUUAUAACUCAACAAUGAACCCUUUAAUUUAUACUGUGUUUUAUCCUUGA